This is a messenger RNA of Striga hermonthica, 1779 nucleotides long. The record is from the annotation of a GenBank genome assembly. NCBI's taxonomy places the organism in Eukaryota, Viridiplantae, Streptophyta, Magnoliopsida, Lamiales, Orobanchaceae.
AUGGCCUCAGCCAAUGCUAUCUCCACAACCUCCAUCCUCUCUGCAUCUUCGAAACAAUUGGGGCUGAAGAAUAGGAGAGUGAGCCAAUUCCAGAAGUGUGGCCAGAAACAGGGCAAGAACCGGGUUGUGGUGAGGGCCAAUGCUAAGGAUAUCGCUUUUGACCAGAAAUCAAGGUCUGCUAUGCAGACAGGCAUUGACAAGCUUGCCGAUGCUGUAGGCCUUACUCUCGGUCCCAGAGGAAGGAAUGUAGUGUUGGAUGAGUUUGGUUCCCCGAAGGUGGUGAACGACGGUGUGACUAUUGCAAGGGCCAUUGAGUUGCCUGAUGCCAUGGAAAAUGCUGGUGCUGCAUUGAUUAGAGAGGUUGCGAGCAAGACUAACGAUUCUGCUGGUGAUGGGACCACUACGGCUUCAGUGCUUGCUCGUGAAAUUAUAAAGCUUGGUCUUUUAAGUGUGACCUCGGGUGCCAACCCUGUUGCAGUGAAGAAGGGCAUUGAAAAAACCGUGCAGGGUUUGGUUAGAGAGCUUGAAAAGAAAGCUAGGCCGAUCAAGGGCCGCGAGGACAUCAAAGCUAUUGCAUCAAUUUCUGCGGGCAAUGACGAGAGCAUUGGGACAAUGAUUGCUGAUGCAGUUGACAAAGUGGGGCCGGAUGGUGUAUUAUCCAUUGAGUCAUCAUCUUCCUUUGAGACAACUAUUGAUGUAGAAGAAGGAAUGGAGAUCGACCGAGGAUACAUCUCCCCACAAUUUGUAACCAACCCUGAGAAGUUGAUUGUUGAGUUCGAGAAUGCAAAAGUAUUAGUGACUGACCAGAAGAUUUCUGCUAUCAAAGACAUUAUUCCCCUGUUAGAGAAAACCACUCAGUUGAGGGCACCUUUACUUAUCAUUGCAGAAGAUGUCACAGGAGAGGCAUUGGCUACUCUUGUCGUGAACAAGCUCAGAGGUAUCUUGAAUGUGGCUGCAAUCAAAGCACCUGGUUUUGGAGAACGAAGGAAAGCUCUUCUUCAAGAUAUCGCCAUUGUGACAGGAGCCGAGUAUCAAGCCUCUGAUUUGGGCCUGCUUGUGGAGAACACUGACGUUGACCAGUUGGGAACUGCAAGAAAAAUAACAAUAAGCAAGGAUUCGACUACCAUCAUAGCUGAUGCUGCAUCAAAGGACGAGCUACAAGCUAGGGUUGCUCAGCUGAAAAAGGAAUUAGCUGAGACCGACUCCAUUUACGACUCUGAGAAACUUGCAGAAAGAAUUGCAAAAUUGUCUGGUGGUGUUGCUGUUAUCAAAGUUGGUGCUGCAACGGAGACGGAGCUUGAGGACCGUAAGCUUCGCAUUGAGGAUGCCAAGAAUGCGACUUUUGCUGCAAUUGAGGAAGGUAUCGUGCCAGGUGGUGGGGCCGCGUUUGUUCACCUCUCUGCUCAUGUGCCCGCCAUUAAGGACACACUUGAAGAUGCAGAGGAGCAACUGGGUGCUGAUAUUAUCCAAAAGGCACUUGUAGGACCAGCAGCUCUCAUAGCCCAAAAUGCUGGAGUUGAGGGGGAAGUUGUCGUGGAGAAAGUGAAGGCCAGCGAGUGGGAAUUCGGGUACAAUGCAAUGACGGACUCGUACGAGAAUCUAGUUGAGGCUGGGGUGAUCGACCCAGCUAAGGUCACAAGGUGUGCCCUGCAAAAUGCAGCUUCUGUUGCUGGUAUGGUUCUCACUACACAGGCCAUAGUUGUUGAGAAGCCCAAACCCAAGACGCCUGUGGCUGCUGGGGCCGGGGCCCCGCCUGGCAUGGGCAGUUAUUCUGUGUGA